UAGGAGGGAUGUGCAGCCAAUCAGCGGCGAUUCAUCGCUAUUAAUGCGCACUUACAAGGAUGGGAACACACUGCUGCCGCCAGCACCGAUCACCAGCGCGUGAGAGAUCAGCCGCUGGAUAUCGGCGACUGACUUGGAUCUGUUAACCCUUGCUGGCCACUGCGACUGUUUUUUUUCUGCGUGUGGCGAUCUGAUUGCGGAUACUACGCCCUGAUUCUAAGUGAGCCAUGUCAGUGCUGCCUUCUUUCGGUUUUACUCAAGAGCAAGUGGCUUGUGUCUGCGAAGUUCUCCAACAAGGGGGUAACCUGGAGAGGCUGGGUAGGUUUCUCUGGUCCCUUCCAGCCUGCGACCACCUCCACAAGAACGAGAGCGUUCUUAAAGCGAAGGCGGUGGUGGCUUUCCAUAGGGGUAACUUCCGAGAGCUCUAUAAGAUUUUAGAAAGUCACCAGUUUUCGCCGCACAAUCACUCCAAGCUGCAGCAGCUCUGGUUAAAGGCCCACUACAUCGAAGCCGAGAAGCUAAGGGGGAGGCCCCUUGGUGCCGUGGGCAAGUAUCGGGUGCGAAGGAAAUUCCCCCUGCCCCGGACGAUAUGGGACGGGGAAGAGACAAGUUACUGUUUCAAGGAGAAGUCGCGGGGUGUCCUGAGAGAGUGGUACGCCCACAACCCUUACCCAUCACCGAGAGAGAAACGGGAGCUGGCUGAAGCCACUGGGCUCACCACCACGCAGGUUAGCAACUGGUUUAAAAACAGAAGGCAGAGAGACCGAGCAGCGGAAGCCAAGGAGAGGGAGAACAACGAAAACACGAAUUCUUCUGGCAAUAAGCAGAACCAGUUGUCCCCUAUCAAUCGUAGUAAGAACCUGAUGUCUAGUUCGGACGAGGAGUUAUCACCGCCGCAAAGUCCUGACCAUUGCACGGGCAGCCCCGUGUUACUGCUGCCCGGGACUCUGAACCAAUCUGUGGAUUCCAGCUUCUCUCUUCACGGCCUCAGCUCUUCGCCAGGAGGCCACGCCGGCUCAAUCCAUCCGCAUGGACUGCAGGACACUCUUCUGGGCACUCUCACAUCUAGUCUGGUCGACCUGGGAUCGUAAAAAGAACCCGCCGCUGGAUAGUCCAAGUAUGAACUGAACAGACACUCCUGUACUGUGCUGUGUAAAUAAUUUAACAGCCUUGUCGAAGUUAUGGAUUUUCAACUGAUGGUCCUUAAUCUGUGAAACAAACGAGAUUCUCGCCUUUACCAAAACAAAAUCUUCGUAAACUGCUGAGAGGCUUAACAUUUCACUCAAUGCUUUUCAAAUCCCGAUGCUCUUCCACUGCACAAAGGGCCUUGCAAAUGAAGUUAACACGCGGGUCCACCAAUUCUCUUGCUGGCAGGUUCGAACAUCUGUCAGAGUCCAACCUGGAUUACAUCCCGUUUUCGAUCUCUACGUUCCUUGAGAUUCUUGACCGAUCGCGAAUCUGAAAUGAAACGUCGAAUAGGGGAAACAGUCUGUAAUUGAGGUAACCGCAGAGAGAGAGAGAGAGAGAGAGAGAGAGAGAGAAGACACCCCAUUUAAC
Messenger RNA from Mobula hypostoma (lesser devil ray), 1557 nucleotides. Its product is annotated as homeobox protein six1. The record is from RefSeq and is a predicted model, not a curated record. Lineage: Eukaryota; Metazoa; Chordata; Chondrichthyes; Myliobatiformes; Myliobatidae. The coding region runs from base 228 to 1091 and encodes 287 amino acids. Gene Ontology annotation, cellular component: transcription regulator complex; nucleus. The transcript is spliced from 2 exons. Gene Ontology annotation, molecular function: DNA-binding transcription factor activity, RNA polymerase II-specific; RNA polymerase II cis-regulatory region sequence-specific DNA binding. Gene Ontology annotation, biological process: regulation of skeletal muscle cell proliferation; regulation of transcription by RNA polymerase II; skeletal muscle fiber development.